Messenger RNA from Temnothorax curvispinosus, 743 nucleotides. RefSeq lists its product as uncharacterized. Lineage: Eukaryota; Metazoa; Arthropoda; Insecta; Hymenoptera; Formicidae. Gene Ontology annotation, molecular function: DNA binding. The transcript has 2 exons. The record is from RefSeq and is a predicted model, not a curated record. Bases 320 to 691 code for a protein of 123 amino acids.
AAACUCUUAGAAAUAAAUCCUUUACCCACUUCUAUAUAAGUAUGUAUAAAUAUUAAUACAAUUUGCGCGUAAUCUGACCUGAGCGUACAGGUUUUUGUUUGAUAGGAUUUUUUACUGGAUAACAGAUAAUUGAGAUCUAAAAAUACGAAAAUCUGUAUUAUGAUUGAUCUUAAUUUUGCCAUGUGAUAUACAUUUUCAUAUUUUUUCCAUACUAACUUAAUACCUGUAUAUAUGUAUAAUAACAUUUAUAUGUAAUAAUUUUUUAGAACUGUCAGUAAUUUAUCCGAUUGCGAUAAAGCUGCUGGAAGCGCACAAGAAGAUGACGAUUGUUUGCUACUAUCAACUUCAACAAAAGAGUACAUGUGAAAAUAGACCGUUGUCUUCAACUUCACCAGGAAACAGCAUAUGUGAACCGUUGUCAGGAGCUUUACGUCGGCCGUCACAAACUUCGACACCCAAAACAACUUCGAAAGCAUAUAGUGACUCUUUGAUGCCAUCAGAACUACGUGACGAUCUUAAAAAAGUUCUAAAUACUCCAGUUCCACAAAAAGAUGCCAUUGAUCAUUUUGUUCUUUGUUUAUCAGACGGGAUGCGAAAGCUAUCUCGUAAAAAAUCUCGUUUAUUGCAAAUAGCAAUUCUGCAGCUUCUUGCAGAUGCAGAGGAAGAGGAAGCCAAAGAAAAUAAUUUUUAGUUUAUUUUUAUACAAUAUUUAAUAACUUGUAUAAUUAGUAUUUUAUAUCCGU